Molecule: messenger RNA, 3161 nt
Organism: Cyprinodon variegatus (sheepshead minnow)
Lineage: Eukaryota; Metazoa; Chordata; Actinopteri; Cyprinodontiformes; Cyprinodontidae
Gene: zbtb7a
Product: zinc finger and BTB domain containing 7A
Exons: 4
Coding region: 120-2012 (630 amino acids)
Biological process (GO): regulation of transcription by RNA polymerase II
Molecular function (GO): DNA-binding transcription factor activity, RNA polymerase II-specific; protein binding; RNA polymerase II cis-regulatory region sequence-specific DNA binding
Source: RefSeq, a predicted model, not a curated record
GAUCACUGAGGAGAGGGCCCUUCCCUGAAAGUGGAACACAGCGUACACGGACAGCUGCGCUGCCGCUUUGUGCUAGAUUGCUGGCCUUGUCACCCACAGGCAUGAAUUAGUGAUAAGGAAUGUUUCAAGCCAUGAGGAGGUGUCAGGAUCAGAUAGGCAGACAGACAGACGGCAGGACGGAUACACGGGUGGGGGCUGUGCUUGGCGGCUCGGCGGCAGGCUGGUGGAAGAUGUCGUCAGGGGCCGGUGGGAGAGGAGGAAGGCGGCUCCGGGGUAUAACAAGCACUGGGGGCGGGGGAAGGCGAGGAGGAGCAGGAGAGGCAGAGGAAGGUCCUGUGGGGAUCCCUUUCCCUGAACACAGCGCAGACGUCCUGGGCAGCCUGAACAAGCAGAGGCUCAGCGGCCUCCUUUGUGAUGUGCUCUUAGUCACCCAGGACCAGGAGUUUCCGGCUCACCGCUCUGUCCUCGCAUCCUGCAGCUCUUACUUCCACAAACUCUUCACUUCGGGGAUCGCCGCCGACCAACAGAACAUCUACAACAUCGACUUUGUUCCAGCGGAGGCCCUGGGAGCUUUGCUGGAUUUCGCCUACACGGCGACGUUGACUGUCAGUCACAGCAGUAUUGCUGACAUCCUUGCUGCUGCACGCCUCCUGGAAAUCUCUCCUGUCCAGGAUGUCUGUACUCACCUGCUGGACACCAAAGUGCUCUCCCCGCCGGCGGGCAGUGAGCGAAGAGACGAAGACGAAGAGGGGAAAUGCAGAGGAGUCAAGGAGCAGGGGAACCGAAACCGAGCCCGGGAGUACCUGGAGUACUUCCAGAGAGGGGCGCACUGGAGCAGCAGCUGCAGCACGCCAGAGCUCAGGGAACUGCCCACACACCUGCACUUUAAUCAUGGUAACGGUAGCACCCCCAGCAAUGGGACUCCUGCUGGCCCCGGAGAGUACUACUCCCCCCUGGCCCUGGCCUUGUCACAGCCCCAUGCACAAGAGCCAGAGGAAGAGGAUGAGGAUGAAGAGGAAGAUGAAGAGGCAGUUAAGGGCAAUGGAGUCAACCUGGGGUCCUCAUACUACCCUUCAUCUCAGAACGGCCACUUCUACCUCCCCUCCGAGUCUCGGCAGGAGACAGAAGUGGAGGACGGCUGUAGGGAGGUGAGGGAGGGAGGUUCUGCCAGCGCCCUGCUACAACAAAUGAUGGACUCCAUUGAGAGGCAGAAGAGGCGUGCAGCAGCCGGGGAGGAGCAGGGAGACGGGGACGACCCCGACAUGGAAUUUUACUUGAAUUAUUUUAGCAGCACGCAGCACGAAGACGCAGCUUCCGCUUCGCUUAUGCACAGUGUGCCGUCGCUGUGGAUGUCACGAGGCAACGCAGGCCAGCACACGGCGGUGGGAGAGAGGGUGGGCGAGGAGAGAGGAAACGGAACCGGAGGAGGUGGAGGGGAAAGAAAGAUGCGCUCUAAGGCCUUUCAGAAGUGCCCCAUAUGCUCGAAGGUCAUUCAAGGUGCAGGCAAGCUACCGCGCCAUAUCAGAACACACACAGGAGAGAAACCCUAUGAAUGCGCCAUCUGCAAAGUGCGCUUUACCAGGCAGGACAAGCUCAAGGUUCAUAUGCGAAAGCAUACAGGAGAGAAGCCUUACCUGUGUACACAAUGUGGAGCCGCCUUCGCUCACAACUAUGACCUGAAGAACCACAUGCGUGUCCACACUGGCCUCCGCCCCUAUCAGUGCUCAAGCUGCUUUAAGACAUUUGUGCGUUCAGAUCACCUGCACCGCCACCUUAAGAAGGACGGUUGCAAUGGCAUCCCCUCCCGCCGGGGCAGAAAACCACGGGUGAGAGAACCGGGGCUCCUGGAAGCCCCCCAGAGCCUUCUGAGCCCCAGCCCCGAAACUGGGCCCGGACCUCGCACUAUCAGGGGACGGCGGCGCUCCGACGCAUCCGCAGAGAUGGAGGCUGCUGCUGAGGAGCACAAACACAGUCCUCAGCUGCAGGAGCUGGGGGGAGAGACAGGACCCUGAGCCUGCAGGGGACCACCAGAACGCUGCUGGACGCCACAGUUGCUCUGCACGGCCUGUGAGACAGGCCGUUGGACAGAGAAGACAAAAAAAUAAACAUGCAAAGGCAAUUUAAAAAGACAAAACAACUAACUAUUCCUCUAUAAACCAAAUCAGGGUGUCACAGAUCUCUAAUCUUUAUAUUUCUCUCUCCUUUUACUUUAGGAAUUGGAAUAGACUUGCAAGCACUUCAUUUGUUUUAUUUGUUAAAGAGGAAAGAACGCUUCAAAUCAUCCACCCGUGACGUCCACUUUCUGGGCUUUAUCUCUUUAUAUUAGACUCUUUCUUUUCUUUUUUUACAUCAGCAUAUGCAGUUAGGCAAGUGUAUGAUAGAUACAAAGAAACACCAAACAACUAUGCAGUUGAUUUAAAUUUUUAUUGGUUUUGUCCUCACAGCCUUCAAGCUCUGAGAGAGGUGACUGUCACGCACCUUCUGGCUGCUGUACCAGUGAAGCCAGGACAAAUCCUCCCAGCAGCAACUCUAUUUUUUUUUCUAUUCUUUCGCAGCUUUGAGAUGUACAGUUACCAUAGAAACAACAUUUCCACAAUAUGGUAUAUGCAAGGAAAACUCACCAAUGUUUUGAUGCAAGACCGUUUUUAUUCCGUCUUAAUUGUUCCAGAAAGAAUCAGGCGAGGGGUUGAUUGAAGUGUUACUUACUCUAAAAAAAAUGUUGUUGUUUUUUUUUGUUAUUGUUUUUUUGUAAUCGGUGGUUUGUCUUAUUGAAAAACGAGUUUGGCUUGAGUUGAAUCCACUUUAGCGGGAGCUCAUCGUUCGCAGGAAGAGUAUGGCGAGGGGUGGAGGGUUUGUGUUUUGAAGCACUACCGUUCUUAAUGUAUCUGUCGGCUUAACUACAUGGCCUCCUGUCCCUCACAGCCCUGCAAUGUCAGAGUUUGUUUGACCUGUUGAUUUUGUCUUAAUUCUUUAUCUUUUUUUUUUUUUUUUUUUUGUUCCUUUGGGUACUCGACACUUUAUAAUUGUAUACGUGUGUAUAUAGCAGAUGCUGAUAUGGCAUUGGCCCUUCUCUCACUGAGGUGUACUCACUAAUUUUUCCUUUUUGGCUUGAUGUUAGUUUUCUCAGACACAGUUGAAGUUUUGGGGUGAAAGAAACAAAG